Molecule: messenger RNA, 4233 nt
Organism: Penicillium lagena
Lineage: Eukaryota; Fungi; Ascomycota; Eurotiomycetes; Eurotiales; Aspergillaceae
Product: putative RSC complex subunit (Sth1)
Exons: 4
Coding region: 1-4233 (1410 amino acids)
Biological process (GO): positive regulation of transcription by RNA polymerase II
Cellular component (GO): nucleus
Molecular function (GO): histone binding; DNA binding; ATP-dependent chromatin remodeler activity
Source: RefSeq, a predicted model, not a curated record
AUGGCUUCCUUGCAGUCGGCGCCUAACAUGGCGUCUGGCAACGUGAGCUUGCCGCCUCACUUGACGCAACAGCACGUCCAGGAGGUUCUUCAGAAAUUCAAGCAGAUGCAAGAACAAGGUGUCCGCCAUGACGACCCUGAAUACCUCAAGGCGCACAACCUGCUCUCUGCCAUCCAACGGCAGCAAGCCUUCCAGAAGCAACGAAUGCAGCAGCAACAACAGCUCCAGGCACAACAGCGCCAACAGCAGGUGAAUGGUGCUGGCGCGGAUGCCGCCACCAAUGGAGCCCAUGUGCGCACCGGCUCGACUUCGUCUACUACUGGCGCUAUUCGAGAGUCCUCCUCUACGCCGAACCAGGCCCAAGUUGCAGGACAGAAGAAUGGCCCUGGGCCCAGCAGUAGCUUUUCGCCAGAGCAAUUGGCCACUCUGCGCAAUCAGAUUCUGGCGUUCAAGAUGCUCUCCAAGAAUCUUGCUAUCCCGCCUCGCGUCCAGCAGCAGCUUUUCGCGUCCAAGAAACAACAGACGCCGACGCCUACCGAGAACGUCAGUGUGGCCGAAAAUGUGGUCGAAAAUGCGCAAAAGAUCUCUGCGGAUAAAGCUGCUAACGCAGAGCCCGCUGCUCCGGCCAAGGACUGGUAUGGGAGCUUCGAGUCUCCAUACGACUCGCUGUCCAAAACAAUCAGCUACACAGAUCACGCUACUCGCGCGAACCGCGCACGCAUCCCUGCUCUCAUGCCCCUUGGCAUCGACUUGGAACAAGUGCGCGAGGAUCGUGAAUUGAUUCUGUACAACAGGAUCACUGCGCGGAAAGCGGAGCUUGCUGAGUUGCCUGCCAACCUUGGCGCAUGGGAUACCAGCAAGAGUGAUGCGCCCACCGGUGACGAUUCUUUGAAGCUGAAGGCGCUCAUUGAGUACAAGAUGCUCAAUCUCUUGCCGAAGCAGAAACUUUUCCGCAAGCAAAUUCAAAACGAGAUGUUUCAUUAUGAGAACCUUGGCAUGACUGCGAACCGCUCGAGUCAUCGUCGCAUGAAGAAGCAGUCUCUGCGGGAGGCCCGAAUCACUGAGAAGCUUGAGAAGCAACAGCGUGAUGCUCGUGAGACCCGCGAGAAGAAGAAGCAAUACGACCAGUUGCAGGCUAUUCUCAAUCACGGCGCUGAAGUCGCCAACGCCACUGUCCAACAACGCACUCGCUCGCAGAAGCUGGGUCGCAUGAUGCUCCAGCACCACCAGUUCAUGGAGCGUGAGGAGCAGCGACGUGUGGAGCGGACCGCCAAGCAACGUCUUCAGGCUCUGAAGGCUAACGAUGAGGAAACGUACCUGAAGCUGCUCGGACAAGCCAAGGAUUCCCGCAUCUCUCACCUGCUCAACCAGACCGACAACUUCCUGAAGCAGCUGGCUGCCUCUGUCCGAGCGCAGCAACGGAACCAGGCCCAGCGCUACGGCGAUGAACACGACGAUUUUGAAGAAGAAGAAGAGGAAGACGAGAUCGGUGGAAGUUCCGACGAGGAGACUCCCGGCCAAAAGAAGAUUGAUUAUUACGCUGUGGCCCAUCGCAUCCGAGAGCAGGUCACUGAGCAGCCUUCGAUUCUCGUUGGUGGUACUCUGAAGGAGUACCAGCUGAAGGGCUUGCAGUGGAUGAUUUCUCUGUACAACAACAACCUGAAUGGUAUCUUGGCCGACGAGAUGGGUCUUGGAAAGACCAUCCAGACCAUCAGUUUGAUCACCUACAUCAUUGAGAAGAAGCGGAAUAACGGCCCAUUCUUGGUCAUUGUACCUCUGAGUACGCUGACCAAUUGGAACCUUGAGUUUGAGAAGUGGGCACCUUCGGUCAGCAAGGUCGUCUACAAGGGACCUCCCAAUGCUCGCAAGCAGCAACAGCAGCAGAUUCGUUGGGGCAACUUCCAGGUCCUCUUGACCACCUACGAGUACAUCAUCAAGGAUCGUCCCGUGCUCAGCAAGAUCAAGUGGACACACAUGAUUGUUGACGAAGGUCACCGGAUGAAGAACGCUCAAUCAAAGCUGAGCAGCACUUUGUCCACAUACUACGUCAGCCGUUAUCGUUUGAUCUUGACCGGUACUCCGCUGCAGAACAACCUGCCUGAGCUGUGGGCCCUUCUCAACUUCGUCCUGCCGAACAUUUUCAAGUCUGUCAAAUCGUUUGAUGAGUGGUUCAAUACGCCGUUUGCCAAUACCGGUGGCCAAGACCGCAUGGAUCUGAGCGAAGAAGAGCAGCUGCUUGUGAUUCGUCGUCUGCACAAGGUUCUUCGUCCUUUCCUCCUCCGCCGUCUGAAGAAGGAUGUCGAGAAGGAUCUGCCUGACAAGCAGGAGCGGGUUAUCAAAUGUCGCUUCUCCGCGCUGCAAACCAAGCUGUACAAGCAGCUCGUGACCCACAACAAAAUGGUGGUCAGCGAUGGGAAGGGUGGCAAGACUGGAAUGCGUGGUCUGAGCAACAUGCUUAUGCAGUUGCGAAAGCUCUGCAACCAUCCGUUUGUCUUUGAGCCCGUGGAAGACCAGAUGAACCCCAGCCGGAUGUCCAACGAUCUUCUGUGGCGAACAGCAGGGAAAUUCGAGUUGCUUGAUCGGGUUCUGCCCAAGUUCCGUGCCACCGGACAUCGUGUCUUGAUGUUCUUCCAGAUGACCCAGAUCAUGAACAUUAUGGAGGAUUUCCUUCGCAUGCGUGGUCUCAAGUAUCUCCGCCUUGAUGGCUCCACCAAGUCUGAUGAUCGAUCCGAUCUGUUGAAACUUUUCAAUGAGCCGGGCUCUGAGUACUUUUGCUUCUUGCUCUCGACCCGUGCUGGUGGUCUGGGUUUGAAUCUGCAGACUGCCGACACCGUCAUCAUCUACGACUCCGACUGGAAUCCUCACCAGGAUCUGCAAGCCCAGGAUCGUGCUCAUCGUAUCGGUCAGAAGAACGAGGUCCGCAUCCUGCGUUUGAUCAGCUCGAACUCUGUUGAGGAGAAGAUCUUGGAGCGUGCACAGUUCAAACUCGACAUGGACGGCAAGGUUAUCCAGGCCGGAAAAUUCGAUAAUAAGUCCACCAACGAAGAACGAGACGCCCUUCUUCGGACGCUUUUGGAGACUGCCGAAGAUGCGGAGCAGCUUGGCGACCACGAUGAGAUGGACGAUGACGACCUUAACGAAAUCAUGGCUCGGUCUGAAGCCGAGGUGGGCAUCUUCCAGCAGAUCGACAGGGAUCGCCAGAAGAACGAUGCGUAUGGCCCUGGACACCGCUACCCUCGACUGAUGUGUGAAGAGGAGCUGCCCGAGAUCUACAUGCAGGAGGACAACCCAAUUACGGAGGAUCCCGAAAUCGAGAUCGCCGGCCGCGGAGCUCGUGAGCGCAAGGUGACCAAGUACGAUGAUGGCCUGACGGAAGAGCAGUGGCUAAUGGCGGUGGAUGCCGAGGACGACAGCAUUGAGGAUGCCAUUGCUCGGAAGGAGGCAAGGGUUGAGCGGCGCAAGUCCAACAAGGAAAAGCGUGGGAAGAAGGGAGGGGCCGAGUCAUCUCCCGAGCCGCCAUCUCGCGAAGGUUCCGAAACUCCUCAGCCCAAGAAGCGCCGCCGUGGCCCUGCACCGAAGCGCAAGGCUGAAGAAGUUGCCGAUGACACCCCGCAGCCCAAGCGCAAGCGUGGUCGCCAGCCCAAGACCGUGGACACGUUGAGCAGCGCCGACCGUGCCACCCUGACUCGUAUUCUUAAUAGCGUGGUUGACUCCCUGAUGGGAAUGGAGCAAGAGCUUCCGGCCGAGUCCUCUGAUGACGAGGAUGAACCCGUCGUUCGCGCAAUCAUGGACCCCUUCAUGAAGCCGCCUCCGCGCUCACAGUAUCCGGAUUACUACAUGAUCAUUCAGAAUCCCAUCGCGAUGGACACAAUCCAGAAGAAGAUCAAGCGGGACGAGUACCAGAAUCUCCGGGAGUUCCGCGAGGACAUCCACCUGAUCUGUCAGAACGCUCGGACAUACAACGAGGAUGGCAGUUUGCUCUUCCAGGAUGCCAACGACAUCGAGGCCAAAUGCUUGAUGGAACUGAAGAAGCAAACCGAGGGCCACCCGGAGUUUGCCAACUUUGACGACUCGGUUUCUGCCGCUGGAGAUGGCAUGUCCGCUCUUUCCGGCACGGAGACCCCGAUGACUGCUGGAACCCCUGGACAGCCCAAGCUGAAGCUCACCUUCAGCAACGCAAACCGAGACAGUGGCGGCAGUGCGAACGGCGCCGAACUGGACGACGAAGAGUAG